This is a messenger RNA of Spodoptera frugiperda (fall armyworm), 1930 nucleotides long. It is a transcript of the gene Vps16B, whose product is annotated as spermatogenesis-defective protein 39 homolog. The record is from RefSeq and is a predicted model, not a curated record. Gene Ontology annotation, cellular component: cytoplasm. NCBI's taxonomy places the organism in Eukaryota, Metazoa, Arthropoda, Insecta, Lepidoptera, Noctuidae. The transcript is spliced from 11 exons. Gene Ontology annotation, biological process: intracellular protein transport; vacuolar transport. Bases 94 to 1353 code for a protein of 419 amino acids.
UGACAGUUGACAGUUUCAUCUUACAAAACUUGUUUGUUUACCAAUUUCAGGAUUCGUACAGUUAAAACAUUAAUUUAAUUCGUUAAUAUAACAAUGGAUGACGAUGAUUAUUGGAACACAAGUGAAACAAAAGCCAAGGCUUUCAGUUUUGAUGAUGACGUGCUCUCAACGCAAGAGAUUCUGGCUAUCGGUCAGAAGUCCUAUGCAUCACCAGGACAGAGUGAGGAGAGCCUCUUCAACAACAUCAGCAUAUCCACUGUCCAGUCAGCGGCCAUACCACUGAACAGUCUUGUGUCUUCUAAGGUUUUAGAUCUGAUCCUCCUAGCCCAAUCAGGCAAAGACCCCUCAAAGGAGACUAAAUACGAACCAGAGCAGACGGUAGCUAUGACCCUCAAGCGACUGACUCUUGGCCGCAGCUGUUCCCUACAUGUACACCGCAGUAUGAAGAGUAAGACGGAGUUGCUAGACGGAGCACUGGCUAUUGGAGAUGGGAAUGCUGUGUUGACUGUGGUCCUAUUCCUCAUCCAGACUUUGAACAAGAAGCUAGUUUAUGAGCUGCUCUCUUCAAGACCAGUGGCCCUAAACCAUUACAUAGCCUUCCUACAAAAUGAGGGGAAGAUAUCUGAACUUACCGAUUUGUUAACGAUGUUGGGACGUAGCCCUGACGCUGCUAUGUACCAAUACCAACACACGGUGAAGACACAGGGCAACAAUGUGGAUGUGUUGCUGAGGAAGUUGGGCAACUUGUUGGCCAACCACUUCAACCAGCCCGGUGUCGACCAACACCAGGCCAAGAUGAUUGCAGAUUACGUCAAGUUGUUAGAAUGGCAGAAACACGUGAACAAGCCGGAGUUGCAGUACAGGUCGGUGAUCGAGUGGCUGGCGUACAACUGCGCGCACCACUGGCACGAGGGGGCCGGGAACGCCAUGUCGCCGCUCACUCUGUGUCAGCGACAUCAGAUUACCCCUCUGCAAUACGACUGGGUUGUGCUGAAUGUGCACGCGAAAUCCGGCAAAUGGGACAUCGUGGAAUCGCUAUUCACUAAAAAGGACUGGUUCGGCCGUACGACGAUAUCGUCGAACAUCCCGAUGGAGACGCUCCUGUCCCGCCUGAGCCAGCUGCAGGCCAGCAAGCAACUCCUCGCCACCUGCCUCAACAAGGUCGCCAGCAGUGACGACCGGCUGCGGCUCGCGCAUAUGUAUAAGAUCCACGCCGUGGUUAUAGAAACCCUGGCGAAGCAGAAGGAUAGGACGGCGCUCACCAACUACAAGAUGACCUUGAACCCUCAAUCAGAAGAAUACAUCCUCGCUGAGAACACUCUCAGAGAUAAUUCAAUAAAAUGGAAGAAUUGAGUCAUCAAGUUUAAACAUUCCAGGAUCCAGAGAAAAUCUUCAUGACAUUGUAUUUAGAUUUUUUAUCUUUUUAUAAUAGACUAGUUUCAAGGUGUUUUUCCACCAGAAAUGUGCUAUGUAGCUAUGCUACAAAGAUGUAAUAGCUAAGCUGUGAAACUAUGUGACCGUUUCUACUGAAGUAUGUAGCUGUGCGAGGAAAAUGCGCAUGCGCAUGAGUAUGCGAUGUAUCGAUAGUAGGGAAGCCAUCUAUAGCACGCAACUUUCUAUAUAAAUAACGUAGCUUAGCAGAAGUUUCCACCAGUGCUAAGCUAUGUGUAACAAUGAAUAUGAUUGUUGGAAACCAAACGCAUCCACAGCAACGUAGCAUAGCACAUCUCUGGUGGAAAAGCACCUUACGUGAAUUAUCCCAUGUUUGUAUUGUACAUUUCUCAUAAAAUAUUUUUUACUUAUGAAAACUCUUAAUGUUACUUUUUAAGAUAUUAUUUAUUGUUAAAACAUUUUUUUAUAAUUAUGAACAUAAUAUUGUAUUCAAUAAAUGUAAGUAUAGGUAUAUAAUCAAAUAAAUCUUAUUUAUUUU